Messenger RNA from Penicillium manginii, 831 nucleotides. Its product is annotated as GFA family protein. Gene Ontology annotation, molecular function: carbon-sulfur lyase activity. Bases 1 to 831 code for a protein of 276 amino acids. The transcript has a single exon. Lineage: Eukaryota; Fungi; Ascomycota; Eurotiomycetes; Eurotiales; Aspergillaceae. The record is from RefSeq and is a predicted model, not a curated record.
AUGACCGCCUAUUCCCUGCCAAGGUCGAACACAAAGACGUACUUCUGCAGCACCUGUGGUUGCUGUAUUGGAGGACGCAACGACACAUGGACAAUAUCCACUGCGGUUUUCGACGCAAACAGAGAUGACGAGGGAAUAUGGCUGUAUAACGCACAUAUGCUCCCUGACUCUGCACCAGAUGGCGGUCUCGCAGCGGUGUUCUCGGAAAUUGACGGACAGCCACUAGAGAUCGACGAUCUGGAUGGUCGGGCUUUGCCAGAUGUCAGUCUUCCCAAGGAAUUACAAAGCAACCAGAACGAACUUCGCGCGGAGUGUCAUUGUGGUGGCGUUUCAUUUACCAUCGCCCGACCUAGCGAGGAGUUCACCGCCAGUCCUACGAGUAAAGACUGGCUUUCUGAUAUCGAUAAGAGUAAAUGGCUCGCUUGUAUGGAUAUCUGCGAUGACUGUCGCCUGGUUACUGGGACGAAUGUCGUUGCGUGGAUGUUUGUUGCACGAGAUCAUAUCAAACCUCGUCUACCGAAGGAUCUAUGCAUCGGAACGGCGAAGGGAUAUCAGUCAACUGAGGGUGUGAAUCGCGUUUUCUGCGGCGAUUGUGGUGCGACGGUCUUUUAUUAUUGCGAUGAAAGACCGCAUAUCGUUGAUGUAUCAAUGGGAAUCUUACGUGCACCUGAAGGAGCCAUGGCUGAGAAUUGGAGCGUGUGGAGGGCUGGGCGCCCUGCGUGGCCGGAAAAUGGAAUGCGAUAUCAUGCGGGAUUUAGUCGUGCGUUGAUCGAGGGAAUGAAGAGAUGGGGAGCUGAGCGUGGGCACCCGCAGGAGUUUAAGAUUCCAUGA